AUGGCCUCUGAAAGCCAUCCACAAAUCAUCGAUCCAAAGGAUAGCCCAACAUCGGCUGUUUCACAACCAGAAUCAGCAGCUGCUGAAGAGAAUAAGAUGGUAAAGCCUCCAAUGGACAAAAUUGAAAUGGCCACGGUCUUUCUACAGGCCCAAGAGGCGGACUACUUCCAGAACAUGAUGUCCGCUAUGGGUAAGCCGUUUGCUAAGGCUAUCAAAAUUGGGGAAAUUGUUGAAAGUGGGCUGAAAACGGGCCGAAUCUUGAGUCAUGCUGCUUUUAAAGCCACAUCAUUAUAUGUUCAAAAUGGUUCAGAGGAUUUGAUAAAUAGAAACGGGAGAGAAGAAGGAGCCAUGAUGGUUUCCAGCUCGAGGGCGGCCCGCAGGUACAAAGACAUGGACAUCUCUGUUGUUGCUGGGAUUGAAGCUAGAGAGUCCAUGUUUGGUCCAUCUGUAGCUCUAGCCAUUGGUGCAAAGUUUGUUCCUUUACGCAAGCCAAGAAAAUUACCAGGUAAGGUAAUUGCAGAAUCAUAUGAAAUGGAGUAUGGGAAAGAUUGUUUGGAGAUGCAUGUUGGAGUUUUACAGCAAGGGGACAAAGCAGUCAUACUUAACGAUUUGGUAGCUACCGGUGGAACGCUAUCUGCUACAAUUAAACUUCUAGAACGGAUGGGAGAUGAAGUGGUUGAAUGUGGUUGCGUUAUCGGAGUACUAGAGGUCAAGGGUCAAAGCAUGCUAAAGGGAAAGCCUCUCUAUAUUCUUGUGGAACCGCGGGAACUAGAAGAUUUUUUAUGA
Nicotiana attenuata is the source of this 786-nucleotide messenger RNA. Its product is annotated as adenine phosphoribosyltransferase 5-like. The coding region runs from base 1 to 786 and encodes 261 amino acids. Gene Ontology annotation, molecular function: adenine phosphoribosyltransferase activity. The transcript has 3 exons. The record is from RefSeq and is a predicted model, not a curated record. NCBI's taxonomy places the organism in Eukaryota, Viridiplantae, Streptophyta, Magnoliopsida, Solanales, Solanaceae. Gene Ontology annotation, cellular component: cytosol.